GGCGGUUUGCGGCUCUCAUGGCUGCAGCCAGCGUGACCCCUCCCGGCUCCCUAGACUUGUUGCAGCCUGGCUUCUCGAAGACCCUCCUGGGGACCAAGCCGGAGGACAAGUACCUGUGCUCGGCCUGCAGGAACGUCCUGCGCAGGCCUUUCCAGGCACAGUGUGGCCACCGCUACUGCUCCUACUGUCUGACCAGCAUCCUGAGCUCCGGGCCUCAGAACUGCGCUGCCUGUGUUCACGAGGGCAUAUAUGAAGAAGGCAUUUCCAUUUUGGAAAGUGGUUCGGCUUUCCCAGACAACGCUGCACGCAGGGAGGUGGAGAGCCUGCCGGCCGUCUGUCCCAGCGACGGUUGCACCUGGAAGGGGACUCUUAAAGAGUAUGAGAGCUGCCAUGAAGGACACUGCCCGUUCAUGCUGACCGAGUGCCCAGCGUGCAAAGGCCUGGUUCGCCUGGGGGAGAAGGAGCGCCACUCGGAGCACGAGUGCCCGGAGAGAAGCCUCAGCUGCAGGCACUGCCGGGCGCCCUGCUGCUGGGCGGACAUGAAGGCACACCACGAGGUCUGCCCCAAGUUCCCCUUGACUUGCGAUGGCUGCGGCAAGAAGAAGAUCUCACGGGAGAAAUUCCAGGACCACGUCAGGGCGUGCGGCAAGUGCCGAGUCCCGUGCAGGUUCCACGUCGUCGGCUGCCCCGAGAUGGUGGAGAGUGAGAAGCAGCAGCAGCACGAGGCCCAUUGGCUCCGAGAGCACUUGGCCAUGCUGCUGGGCAGCCUCCUGGAGGCCAAGCACCUCUCAGGAGCAGGUGGCCCCUUCCUGGGCCAGAGCGAGGUGGGGGGCUGGGAAGCCAGCACGCUGCACCCCGAGCUGGAGCUCUCCAAGGCCGCGGAGCUGCGGCAGCGGUGUGAGGCCCUGGAGAGGAAGACGGCCACCUUUGAGAACAUCGUCUGCGUCCUGAACCGGGAGGUGGAGAGGGUGGCCAUGACCGCUGAGGCCUGCGGCCGGCAGCACCGGCUGGACCAGGACAGGAUCGAGGCCCUGAGUAACAAGGUGCAGCAGCUGGAGAGGAGCAUCGGUCUGAAGGACCUGGCGAUGGCCGAGCUGGAGCAGAAGGUCCACGAGAUGCAGGCGACCACCUUCGACGGCGUGUUCGUCUGGAAGAUCUCCGACUUCGCCAGGAAGCGUCAGGAAGCCGUGGCUGGCCGCACGCCCGCCAUCUUCUCCCCAGCCUUCUACACAAGCAGGUACGGCUACAAGAUGUGUUUGCGCAUCUACCUGAACGGAGACGGCACCGGGCGCGGGACACACCUGUCUCUCUUCUUUGUGGUGAUGAAGGGCCCCAACGACGCCCUCCUGCGGUGGCCCUUCAACCAAAAGGUGACCUUAAUGCUGCUUGACCAGAACAACCGGGAACACGUGAUUGAUGCCUUUAGACCCGACGUGACCUCAUCCUCUUUCCAGAGGCCAGUCAGUGACAUGAACAUCGCCAGCGGCUGCCCCCUCUUCUGCCCCGUCUCCAAGAUGGAGGCCAAGAAUUCCUACGUGCGCGAUGAUGCCCUCUUCAUCAAGGCCAUUGUGGACCUGACGGGGCUCUAGCCACCUCCCACCAGGGUCGGGGGUCGGGGGUCAGGAAUAGCUGGGCCUGAUGGCUUGGUGAGGAGCCACCACCCUGGGCCUGAGCCUCGCGGAGGGUGGGCACCUGCUGCGUUCAUGUCCCGCUGGGAAGGGGCCGCCUCCUGGGAGAGGCCGCUCAGCCCAGGCCACGUGGGGUGGGCUGCAGGCCUGUUGGUACCUGCCGGUGGGCCGUCUGUGUAGGCGCUCGGGGCAAGGUGAGCAGAGGGGCAGGGUGAGCUGGUACCUUGGCCCGCCCUCUGGCCUGGACAGGAGGGACGUUCUCAGGCCUGGCCACUACUCUGAGGAGAGGCCCUGCUGUGCAGGCCCAGCCAGGCCACGGGCAGGGAGGGCACUCUGUGUCCUCCGGACAUCCUGUCGGCUGCCCCUGUGGUGAGUGUGGGGUGCACAGUGGGCCCUGCUGCGAGAUGGGGUGGGUUAGCUGCCCCGUCGGGCUGUGGAGAAGUCGUUAUUAAACUGUUAAAUCUCGGGGAGAGUGGUGUCCAUUUGCCUCUGGCCUUAGUGGCGGUGACCCUCAUGGGGCCUCCUGGCUCUCUGCCCUCCCGUGGCCCCCUCCCCACAAGUCACCAGGUCCCCGAGCAGUUACGGGGGUUCCCUGACGCUGCAGGCUCGCUCCUGCUAUUCUUUUUUCUGGACUAUUCUUUGCCAGCUAGCUCUUCCUCCCUCAGGCCUCCCCAGGGGCUGCCUUGAGAGCAGGUCCACGUGUGUCCCUGCCGUUGCCCGCAGGGACCUCUGGUGCUGGGAGGGCGGCCAGUAGAUCCUUCUGCAUUUGCCUACCCUGAACCAGGACUUGUCCAGGCGCCAGGCAUUUCCUCCCACCGGUGGCCGGUAGUUCUGGCACCCUGACCACAGGCCUGAACCUCCGUGAGACCUGGGUCGGGGCCUCAGCCCUGGGCGGUGCGGGAGGGACUGGGGCAGACUCGGGGGUCCUGGCCAGUGGCCGUCUGCACCGUGCUGCUGGUGGCCCCUCGUUUGUUCUCAGAACUGCCUGGUUCCAGAGGGCCAGGCGGGGGGCUGCCCAGGCGUCUUUGUAGAGAACCCGCGACACGUUUGACUUCCCCUGACACCGUGACUCACUUCUCUGUGUCGAGAGUUGAUGUGACAGAAAAGCACUGAGAAGAAAGAAACGAGCCUAGGACAUGUGCUGUCGUGCUAAGAGAAACGCAGCAGAAAAGUGAAGCCCUUCCGGGCCCUUCCCUGCCAGCUCUCCAGAGCGCCAUCCUCAUGAGUUGCUUCUUUCCUGCGUUUCCACAAACGAGACCACAGAGUCUUCUCCAGCGGGAAACCUUGCGCUGAGCUGGUGCCAAAUUGACUGCACCCGCUUGUCAGCCCUGCCUCUGAGCUGCAGGGCACAGACUGCCCGCGUCAGGCUCCUGACCCGGGAGCACAGGGGCCUGGUGGGCUGCGGAGUCCAGAGACUCGCCUGCCGCCCUUGUCCACCUGUCU
This is a messenger RNA of Neomonachus schauinslandi (Hawaiian monk seal), 3071 nucleotides long. It is a transcript of the gene TRAF2, whose product is annotated as TNF receptor associated factor 2. Gene Ontology annotation, cellular component: cytosol; cytoplasmic side of plasma membrane; plasma membrane signaling receptor complex. The coding region runs from base 18 to 1589 and encodes 523 amino acids. Lineage: Eukaryota; Metazoa; Chordata; Mammalia; Carnivora; Phocidae. The transcript is spliced from 10 exons. Gene Ontology annotation, molecular function: zinc ion binding; ubiquitin protein ligase binding; ubiquitin-protein transferase activity. The record is from RefSeq and is a predicted model, not a curated record. Gene Ontology annotation, biological process: protein autoubiquitination; positive regulation of canonical NF-kappaB signal transduction; positive regulation of JNK cascade.